Molecule: messenger RNA, 3414 nt
Organism: Fusarium mangiferae
Lineage: Eukaryota; Fungi; Ascomycota; Sordariomycetes; Hypocreales; Nectriaceae
Exons: 3
Coding region: 1-3414 (1137 amino acids)
Cellular component (GO): plasma membrane
Molecular function (GO): protein binding
Source: RefSeq, a predicted model, not a curated record
AUGGAGGAUUCCUCCCAGAAGCGCAUGAGCGCUAUUCCGCGACUCUCGAAGCUACCUGUACCAAGACCAACUUCAGGAAUUCCAAAGCCAGCAUCGGCUCUACCAAGGCCUACAUCAGUUGUUCGUCCCUCGCCAUCAAGGGAGAGUCUAGGCGGUGGUGAGCUACGGAAUCCUCGGCUUCGUCCUUCGAUGUCGAGAGAUCAAUUACGAACUGGUCAACCAGAUCUCCAACAGCGAGCGCAAAGACUGCGACCUGCUGUUUCCAGAGAACAUCUCAACACUGGAACGAGACGUACAUCGCUCAUCACAAAACCUACACAUCUAUCCCCAGCAAAGCCUAUGGCUCAACGGAUUCCUUCGACGCCGCAUCGAUCGAUGGAGCGACAAGCUGAUAUUAUUGAGGAACAAUCUACAACACCCCCAUAUGAUCCUCCGGGAGAAGCCAUGGGUGUUCAAUUCGACGGAAACAUCUUCCCUCGUCAAUUGACCCUUACAAGGAGACCAUCAGAGACUUUCGCAACUUCACCGUUGUAUGAUCCUGCCAACAACAUCUUCGACCCAAACCAAUCAAGACCACGAACCGCUUCGACCGACGAGGAUGAUAGACCCGAUACAUUGAGGGCUCGGUCUCGUAAGCCAAGACCCUCUCUGAGCGAGAGGACCAUCGAGACUCUUGCUUCCAUUCCCUCUUCUCCUGCCAUGAUGAAGUCGUCAAACUUCUUCGACCAAGGACGAUCAAGUUCACGUCCGCGUUCGAGGGCGGAUAGCGGUGGUUCUAGACCAGGUUCUAGCUAUGCUUCAGAUGCUUCAGUUAGGAUUUACAGGACAGAGAGUCGGCCUGGCUCUAGUUCAGAACAGUCCGAUCUCGGUUACAGCAGCUUUCGAGGUUCCGCAAGUGCCUUCAGAAAGCCCCUGACUCCCAUCGAUGGCACUCCUCAGAAGCGGUCAUCAGUGGUCGGGAGCAAGACUCCCAAUGCUCGAGCAGGAGCCUCCAAGCCAGCUCCUUUCUCUGACGCGAGAAGCCCCAGCCCUGGUAAGCCUACUAUGAUGUCUCCCAAGGGCUCGCAGUCUAUGGCUUUGCGACCUGCCAAGUCAAGGGCUCCCGUCCAGGGCUUGUUCAAGAAGCCUUCACUUCCUGCCCUCGGUAAAGCUUCUCUGAAUGGAACCUCAAACCGUCGCGUGUCUGUUAACUCUGCCUCUACUGCAUCCUGGGAUGGCACAAUCCCUUCGGCUGGCAGUUCUCACAAUACGUCGCUGACAGCCGAUUCGGCCGAGCCUGGAACACCACCAUCCGCCCGCAAGUCCUCGGCCGCUCUGCGCGAGCAGAUUGCCAAGGCCAAGGCUGCGAAAAGGGCACAGAUGAAGCAAGCAGCUGAGAUCGAAACACACCCAGAAGAAGAAGCACCAAUUGUCCCUUCGGAUAGUGGCUUCGACUUUGGCGUGAACCAUGAUGAUCCUUUCAAUACCCGCAAAGGCGAAGAUCCCAAGAAGAAGGUUCUCCAGAAUCGCGUCAAUGCUGCAAGGACAACUGGAAGACUCAACAUUGCGGCUUUGCACCUGAAGGAAAUUCCUGUCGAGGUUCUCAAGAUGUACGAUCUGGAGAGCAUUGGUACCUUUGACGGAAGCUGGGCAGAGAGUGUUGACUUGACACGCUUUGUUGCUGCGGACAACGAGUUCGAAGAAUUGGACGACUUCAUCUUCCCUGACAGUAAUCCCUCUUCGUUCGACGAGGCACAGGCUAGUCAAGGAAAUAUCUUUGCUGGUCUCGAGACCUUGGAUAUGCAUGGCAAUCUCCUCGUCAAUGUCCCCUUGGGAUUUCGACGGUUGACUUGCCUGACCUCUUUGAACUUGUCAAACAAUCGCCUCACGAAUAACAGCCUGGACACCCUCUCACAAGUCACCUCUCUACGCGACUUGAAGAUUGCAAAUAAUCUCUUCUAUGGCCCCCUCAACCCCGUGCUAUCGAGUCUGAAUGAGUUAGAAAUCCUUGACGUGCAUGGUAACAACAUCUCUGCACUACCUCCCAAGGUUGAAAACAUGUCGCGUCUUCGUAUUCUUAACUUGAGCGAAAACAGCUUCGAGUCUCUACCUUUCGAUAGCAUUGCCACACUUCCCAUUACCGAGCUGAACAUCAGGAAGAACAAGCUUAAGGGCACUCUGAUCGAGGAGCCCAUCGGCUGUCUGCCUCAGUUGCACACAUUGGACGCUUCUGCAAACCAGCUGCAAAGACUGGUGCCCUUGGGUGCCUCGAUCGACCUCCCAGUUCUGCAUUCUCUAUCUCUCUCGAUGAACCGACUUCAAGGACUUCCAGACAUGACGACCUGGACAAGUCUUCUGACGCUCUCGGUCGAAGAAAACAACAUCUCCGGAAUUCCUAACAGUUUCAUGGGUCUCGAGAAACUUCGUCAUGCUGAUUUCUCUAGCAACGACAUCAGAGUGAUCCCUCCCGAGGUGUCUCGCAUGGACAACUUGUCUAUGAUUCGACUCAGCGGCAACCCUCUUCGUGACAAGAAGUUCCUCUCCAUCACCACCGAAGAUCUGAAGGAAGUUCUUGCUGGCCGCCUUGAACCGCCACCUCCCUACCAAGAGCCAGCUUCUCAAGUCGGCAUCCUAGAUGUGCUGGCUGAUGUAAAGGGUCCUAACAAUACGCAAUCGAACCCUGACGCAAUGUUUGAUGAAAAUGACAGCCACCGCUCUCGAUCGCACACGUUGUCGAACCAGACCUGGCCCGUCAAGCCUGGCGGUAUCCUAGAUCGAUCCCAAACCCAGUCUUCAUCUCUCCAUCCCGUCGUUUGCUCUAAAGUCGCUGCCGAGCACCGUGUCCGACAAAUCUUCCUCCAAAACAACCUUUUUGCUACCCUACCCAACUCGCUUAGCUUUUUUGCCGAAACAUUGACUGCCCUGUCUGUGUCUCACAACCAGAUGGUUGGCGAGGCGUAUCUGACGGAGGAAUUGGAACUCCCGGCUUUGAGGGAACUUAACUUGGCAUCGAAUCACAUUACUGGUCUUGGAGCGCUUGUGCAGUUCUUGCAUGCACCAAGUCUUGAGAAGAUUGACGUGACGAUGAACCGCCUCAACGCUCUCCCAACAAAUCUGAAGGAGUCUUUUCCCGUUCUGAACGUCUUGCUAGCGAGUAACAACCACAUCGUUGAUCUCGAACCAGAUAUGAUCAAGGGUCUCAAGAUCGUCGACGUCAGCAACAACGACAUCGCCCAUCUGAAUCCCCGUAUUGGACUUCUCGGCGGUCCCGGCGGACUCGAGCGUUUUGAGGUCGCAGGCAACCGAUUUAGGGUUCCGCGGUGGAACGUGAUUGAGCGAGGCACAGAUGCCACACUGCGGUGGCUCAGGGGUCGUGUGCCGGUCGCUGAUAUGGCUUCAUGGCAGGGAGAUGAUGAUGAGCCUGAGGUGGAUUAA